CUCCGACCCAAACCAAACCAACCCAGACGGAGUCAGCCACGAUCUUCUGUUUGGUUUUCUUGCUUGCGCCAUCAGACUAUCCUCUUCUUCUCCUUUCUCCUUCUCCUUUCUCCUACUCCUCUUCCUUCUCUUCUACUCUCAUAACCUCCUCCUCAUCAUCAUCAUCCGUCAGCAUCACCACCUUCGACUUCCUCCCGCACUCUUCCUCGACCGCCCCCUCGUCCUCCGCUAUCGCAAUUGCCCAAGCCCACCCGCCUCGAACGAGUGUGUGCUUUUUCCCGCGCGACCCUCCGCUGGUUCCCAACAAACUGGGAACGCGCUAGAGUUCUGGCCAGCUCGUCGAGGUCUUCUUAAUCCACCCCUCGCAGACCCUGUAUGGACUGCGGGAGUACUGGCACCGCUGCGGGCAUCGACCCCAAAAUCCUCGAUAAUUGGCAAACUGACAACUUUCCCUCUUCCGCUUACGAGCAUCCGGGCUACGAACAACCGCUGGAGUGGGAUACAAGCCAAGAUUCCAGCCAGGGCGAUGCCGACAUCGUCGAGAUAAAUGGCCUUCAUGGCUCUCUCGCACGGGAUCAGCCCAGUGUCUCUAUGGUCGCACAGCCCGAUGAUUAUCAAGGGAGUGAUUACAGUAAACAACCAGGCACCUCCACCCCCGACAAGUUUAGCAUAGUUGACGGCACAAUCUCUGGCACAGUCAGUGCCACCAUCAGUCCUAGAACUCUGCCUUCCUCCGCCGACGAUAACUUCCAUCUGGAUGAGUCAUGGCCCCAGUUUCAAUUGUUCAACACAAUCUCGGUUGGCAUCCCUAGGGAAGCCGGGCUUCUCUAUCCAUACAUCAAGGAACCCGUUGCCUCCACCAACACAGUCAUUGUCGAAGAUUCCGGAGACCUUCCGCAAGGACAAGGAUUUCCAGAUGUGCCUUCCGAUCAAUUCGUGCAGUUUCAGGCACUGCCGCGAGCGUUCGCCUUCCCUUCCGCGGAUUCUUGGCCCGAAGCGCCUGCCGCUUGUACUGACGAUAUCACCCACCAAACUCCAAUGUCGCUUGCUAUUGGCCCGCAGUCAGCGACCAAGGGCGUUCCCAUGCGCAGCUACCACGCACAUGUGCGGUCUCUGGAUUCACGUUGGCUAGACAGCUUGGAAGCUCAGUUACCAAGCAAUAUGACCUCCCCUACGUCGAUGUCGAUACCGCAGGAGGCUCCCUACUUCAAAGAAGAGCCAAAACAGGACGGCUUUCAGUACAAGUCGGCGAGUUCAUCGGUGUCGGGAGAUUUCUCCACUAUGUACGACCCUUACUCAGCCACGACUGACGGCAUUCCCGCUUUUGACGACCGAGCGCUGGACGACGAAUGGAAGGAUACCCAAAGCGAUGAUCCGCCAUCCGAUACAGCGCAACCUCUGCAAAAUGCCACUGCUUUCAUGGUCAGCGAGAACCCAGCCGAUUCCUAUUACGUUCCAGUUGAUUCUCGACCGCGAGCCCCGUCCGCCCCCCAGCGAGCGCCUGCACGGCCCCAGGCUCUAGCUAUGCAGUCCGUAGCGACUGUCCGAAAGCGCAAGCAGCGCAAUCUAAGUGUGAACCUUGAUCAGGCACAACCUAAACCACUGCAGAUUGUGCAGGAGGAUGGCCAGGGUGGUUCCAUUGCCUCCGCUGAUUUUAUCUCUCCGCCUCGUGGAGCGCGCCGCAAGGGGCCUCUGUCCAUGGUUGGACGGGCGAAUGCUGGACUGCGAAGGAAGAACAAGGACACGUGUGUCCAGUGUCGCCUGAACAAGCGCAAGUGUGAUGGGAAUGCUCCGUGUGAUGCAUGUCGCCCUACGCUGCAUGAACAGCCUUGCGCUCGCGCCUGCUUUGCCAACAUCGUUGAAUAUGGGGUUUGCAAUUAUAUAUCUCAACGAGCGGUCAACCACCCAACCCUGGAUGGAACAAGGAGAGUGCGAAUGGAAAUCCCUUCGGAAUUUGAUCUCAAUGAUCUGAUCUCAUUCCUCGGUGAGCGCCAAGGCCGGUUCAAUAUACGUGCCAGCCAGUCCUGGGGAUCUCUCUACACGCUGGAUCUGGCGGAAACCUACCGGUUCUUGCGUGGCUUAAGCGAGUAUAAUGGCAACUCCAAGUCGACCUUCCUCGAAUUCGUUGACCGACGACUUGUCGAGUCGAAAGACAAAUCUAAGAACUGGCUUACUUGCGUGAAAGACUGCGACCCAAUGAACAAUACCUACACUCUCCUCUCUAAAUGGAACAAUAUGCCUAGCCGUGCGAGCUACAGCAUUGUCCCUCUUCAACCAGGUGACCCAGAGAGACAAAUGGAUAUUGAUAAUCCCGAAGAUCGACGAGAGAUUCUCCUGGCAGCCCAAUUGUCGCGCAUCAUCUGCCGCAUGCUCGAAGUGGAAGGUUUCCGCAAGUUGGAACGCGAUUUCUACAACAUCAAGUGGAAGCAGAUUUCUCAGGAUACGCACUUGCGGUUCCUCAACGAACUCGGCCACAUACUGUUGACUCUUCGCUGGCGGAUGUCCUGGUGGAAGCAACUCGGAGAUGGCGGUCGCGAACCGGAUCCCAGCAAACAGCAUUAUGUCGACCGAGUCCAUCUACUGUGCAGGAUUCUUUACGUUUACUAUACUUGUGUGAUGGCGAAACUCCCUUCAUGGUCCGCCUCGGAGGUGCCUAAGGGGACGUGGUCCACGUACGCGGACUCGGAGAACGCUGUCUGGGAUGAUUUUCCGAGCGACCCCACUGAUGACGGCUUUGCCCGCUGGGUUGAACGUGGGCAGGAGCUGAUUGAGCAGUCAGGGGCUCCGGUUCGGGUGUCCAAGAUGUGAACAUGGCCCGAAAACUGAUUCCACUUCAAGCAUGCAAAGAACUGCCGGAUUGACUGAUAUUGACUGCACUUGAGAUACCCUUUUGAAGCGUGUUUUUGUCUUUGUUUUUAUUCUUGGCAAUGUUGACGAAUGAUGAUUGUUGAAUUGGCCACCUUUGGACGACUGGUCAUACGUGAAUCUCCUAUGGUUAUAGUUUAUGACUUCUCUUCUCAGACAUUUUUUUUGUGUAUACCAGAAUCUACAUAGAAUCAUGGGACAAUUCUUCUCUAGUCUCAAAACAGACUUACAGAAAACCCUG
This is a messenger RNA of Aspergillus saccharolyticus JOP 1030-1, 3106 nucleotides long. RefSeq lists its product as uncharacterized. Bases 376 to 2808 code for a protein of 810 amino acids. The record is from RefSeq and is a predicted model, not a curated record. Gene Ontology annotation, biological process: regulation of DNA-templated transcription. Gene Ontology annotation, molecular function: zinc ion binding; DNA-binding transcription factor activity, RNA polymerase II-specific. The transcript has 5 exons. Lineage: Eukaryota; Fungi; Ascomycota; Eurotiomycetes; Eurotiales; Aspergillaceae.